Molecule: messenger RNA, 858 nt
Organism: Brenthis ino (lesser marbled fritillary)
Lineage: Eukaryota; Metazoa; Arthropoda; Insecta; Lepidoptera; Nymphalidae
Source: the annotation of a GenBank genome assembly
AUGGGCUAUCUCCGCAGAGACCUUGGAGUUGGGGGCAGACUUGGUGCGUUCGAGUGCGUCGUCUCUUUCUCUUUCGGUGUCGAAUUCGACCCUGAUAGCGCCUUUGAGAGGAACUACCCUAGCCGGAUUGUACCCGAGUUCCCUGAAGGGGACGGUUUCCUUGAAAGCGGUGAUAGUAUUCUGAGGGUUGGCAGCCUUGUUUUUGGUGGUGACCACGAUGGCUGGCCUGGUGGAGGGUGGUGUAGCUACGACCACUUUAGUUGUCGCAGGAAGCUUGGCCGCGGGGCAGGGGACGGUUUUAGAGCUGAGCUUCUUAGUGAUGGAGGCGUACGAGUCAGUUAUCCUUUUAGUGUUCUGCUCAGUGUUGGACUUAAGAUUGAUGUCCAGGCCGUCAAUUUUUCCCUCGAUGCGACUCAGUGCCAGGAGAAGGGAUUGGCUGGUUGUAUCUGUUGGGGCGGAAGCAGGAGCGGGGAUGGGGGGGGGGCGCGUUCAUUGAUUCUCUUGUGUAUUUCGAGAGCGUCACAGAUUUCUUGUGCGGCCUUGAUGGCUAGGUCUCUGUUAGGUGCAGAGACGCUUUUGGGCUUCUCCGUCGGAGUGAGGCACUUCUUGAUGACGUCGGCGAGGGUGAGAACAAUCUUCUCGAAGGAGGAAGUGUCGGAGACUUCAGUUGCUCGGACGGGUAGAACCAAGGGUUCGGGUGGGGGCUUAGUCGCCUUAAAUUUAGGUUUAGUGGUGACGGCGGCACUGUCGACAGGAGAGGGGAUCAAUGAGGGUGGCGUUUUCUUUCCAAGGCGGCGGGAGGACGAGGUCGCCCUGCUGGGAUGCGAUGCAUGGCGAGUGGAGGAGGAAUUUUGUCCA